Molecule: messenger RNA, 901 nt
Organism: Tarenaya hassleriana
Lineage: Eukaryota; Viridiplantae; Streptophyta; Magnoliopsida; Brassicales; Cleomaceae
Product: sm-like protein LSM7
Exons: 6
Coding region: 298-600 (100 amino acids)
Biological process (GO): nuclear-transcribed mRNA catabolic process; mRNA splicing, via spliceosome
Cellular component (GO): U12-type spliceosomal complex; spliceosomal tri-snRNP complex; catalytic step 2 spliceosome
Molecular function (GO): RNA binding
Source: RefSeq, a predicted model, not a curated record
AAAUCUCAAAGGAUUCUCAACCUACGCCAUAAAACCUAAUCUCAUCUCGUACAGUUCGGUCGGGUCUCCGUUCUCGGUUCCUUCCCUCUCCCCUCUCCUCCUCCUCUGCUCGUCGAACUCACAGGAAUCUUCGCUCGCCGUCGUUUCCCAAUCUCGCUAUCCGGUCUCAGAUUCCUGUUUUGUUCCUCGCGAGAAACCCUAAUUUAGAUCAGACACGCCUUUCGUCGCUGUCACCGGAACUCGCAAUUUUCAGAUCUUAAGGUUUUCCGGGUUUUCAGCACUGCAGUUUGCUCUAACAUGUCAGGAAGAAAAGAGACAGUGUUGGAUUUGGCAAAGUUUGUCGACAAGGGUGUACAAGUUAAGCUGACAGGCGGUAGACAAGUGAUAGGGACUCUUAAGGGUUAUGAUCAGUUGCUGAAUCUCGUCCUGGAUGAAGCAGUUGAGUUUCUUCGAGACCCGGAUGAUCCUUUGAAGACAGUUGACCAAACCAGACGCCUCGGGUUAAUUGUUUGCCGAGGAACGGCAGUGAUGCUCGUCUCGCCAACUGAUGGAACGGAAGAAAUCGCUAACCCGUUUGUCCAACCCGAUGCUGCCGUCUAAGAACCAUCGUCUAUCUUCUUCUCCAUCUCCAUCUCCAUCUCCAUCUCCAUCUCCAUGACCUCUGUAAGCUUGUCCUGAGUUCUUCCUCCUUGAUUUCCUGGUAGAUAUUUUUAUGUCUCUUUGAACUAGUUUCUCAAGCUAGCCAGUGUUUUAUGUUGGCCUCUCUUUCUUUUCACCAUAUUUGAUGGGAUUUUAUGACGUGGAAGGAACAAAACUGGUUCAGUGUUUCAAGUUUCUAACUUUUGUCUUGGCGAUGAACAUCAAUGACUCUCGUGUCUGUUUUCUCACGAGAUCAGCAUCC